Messenger RNA from Pneumocystis murina B123, 2191 nucleotides. RefSeq lists its product as hypothetical. The transcript has 10 exons. The coding region runs from base 12 to 2162 and encodes 716 amino acids. The record is from RefSeq and is a predicted model, not a curated record. NCBI's taxonomy places the organism in Eukaryota, Fungi, Ascomycota, Pneumocystomycetes, Pneumocystales, Pneumocystaceae. Gene Ontology annotation, molecular function: structural constituent of nuclear pore. Gene Ontology annotation, cellular component: nuclear pore outer ring. Gene Ontology annotation, biological process: positive regulation of DNA-templated transcription; protein import into nucleus; mRNA export from nucleus.
UUAGAUUUGCCAUGGAUUUUCAAGAUACAUCAUAUGAUGAACAGGAAGAAGUAUUGGAUCUUACAUAUAUUGCACCGGAUGCACCUAUUGAAUCAGGAAAACUUAAGGAAUGGAGAGAUCGUCGGAGAACGUUGAAAGUUGUUAUUCAUCCUUUAUUAAAUAUGGCAAUUUCUUGGAUUUCAAUUAUAGAUAUCUAUAAAAAUCCUAAGGAGAAACAGGAUUAUGUUUUUUCUCCGGAAGAAUCGGCUUUAUAUACAGUUCAUACGCCGAUUUUUUUUUUGAAUUCAUGUCAAGUCCGUCUUUCAAAUGUUAUGAGUAGUUAUUUUGAAGAGCUUCAAAUGCUUUAUGAAAAUUUGGAAUAUAAAUUUUUUGAUCCUAAGGAAAUGUUGCUAGGGUCGAGUCAAUCUCUUAUUCCAUCUUUUUUUAAUAGAAUAUGCAAAUCAUAUAGAAUUGCUACGGAAGACGCCAUUAAUGAAUAUAAAAAUGAUGAUGAGAUGGAUCAGGAUAUAUUAAUGACAUUGGUUGAUAGUUAUACAUUAUUAUAUUGUGUUGAAGCAAUUUAUUUAAAUUCGGAUGAUAGAAAUUAUUCUGAGCUGAUUGUAGAAUGGGUAAAUCGUUCAGAUCCUCAACCGUCACAACAAGAUGGGUUGGAGAUUAUGACAUCAAGAACACCAUGUCUUCAUCCAGGAUUUUGGUCGUAUGUUCAUAAGGCAGCAUUGAGGGGACUUUUUAAACAAGUAAUUUCAUGUUUACAACAAAGUGGUAUUGAAUCGGUUGAACCAAAAGCUGUAGAGGUUAUCGAUACAACAAUUGAUAUAUUAGAAACCUUUCAAAGUUAUAGAAAGUCUUUUGGAAAUGAAAAUAUUUUGAAAUGGAGACAUUGGAGAGGAAGAGUAAUAAGUUGCAUUAGAACAUUGAAACUGGAUAAUCUUGAGAUUUCUUCUGCUUUUAGAUGUCUUUUUGAAAUUAUUUCUGGUGACAGAGAUGCUAUAUUUCGUGAGUCGGAUACAUGGCAAGAAUGUUUAGGUGCUUUGAUUCUAUUAAACGAUCCUUUGAAUUGUAAAACAGUGAAAGAUAUAUAUAGAGUUUAUGAUUCUGUCGUAAAAGGUGAAGAUUCAUUUACAGUUGAUGAGACGUUGCCUGUUGAAAGCGCAUGUGCUGCCUUGUUUUCUGGUAAUAUUCCAAAAGCAAUGAUUCAAGCAGCUCAAAUACAAAGUGGUAUUGCUGCACAUAUAUCAGAUUUAUUGUUAAAGGCUGGAAUUUUGGAAGAAUUUGAAACGAAUGAAUACCCAUUGAGUUUACGGGAUUAUCUUGUAUUAAAUUAUGCGGAUCAACUAAUAACUAAUCCUGAUACAUGGAAAAUUGCUUUAGUCUAUUGGAAGACGGUAUCUGAAAUAGGUAUCCAACGAAUUAAAACAGUUUUACCUCGAAUACCUUUGACAUCAGAUGAAAGAACUGAGGAAGUGUUGGCUUUUUGUGAUCAAUUCCAUCUUCAUGAAGAAGCCUGUAUGAUUGCAUCUAUAUGGGCAAAAGAACUUGAACGUAAGAAAAAAUUGGGUUCUGCUGUAUUACUUUAUGAUCGAGUUAAUAAUGCUUAUCAAAUUGAUCAAAUUAAUUGGAUUUUGUUUGAAACUUCUUUAAUUCAAGGAUAUCCAGCUAAUGUAGAUCAAUUAAUGGAAACUUUUUUAGAAUCACCAUAUUCAUCAUCUUCUCGAAGUAUUGCUUCACUCUUGGCUCCUUAUGCAAUUUUAAAUUCCUUUUAUCAAUUAAAAUUUGAGGGGAAACGUUGUGCUGCUGCACAUUAUCUUGCAAGUUUAAUUAAAGCAGUAGACAUUCCAAAAAAAUACAUGUUAUUAUUAUUAGCUGAAAUGUUAUCUUUCUUAGAUGAUUCAUUACCAAGAGCAUUUACUAUGAGGGACAUUUUUGAUUGUAUUGCUGCUAUUGAAGAAUUCCAAUCAUUAAUAUUCAAAGAAGACUGCAUAAAACUAUUUAACAAAGCAAAAUCAUAUAAUUCAUAUCUACAAAAUUCACAAUCAUCACAAAAUUCUGAUAAUUGGAGACACAAAAUAAACCAAAAUAUAAAUGAAAAUAAUAUAUUAGAACUAGUAAGAUUACAAAUAACAAAAACUAUUGCCAGAGGUUUUCUAGAGCCCGAUCCUUAAUAUAAUAAAAAAUUUUAUAUUUCUUAAUA